Macadamia integrifolia is the source of this 1318-nucleotide messenger RNA. RefSeq names its product trihelix transcription factor ASIL2-like. Gene Ontology annotation, molecular function: transcription cis-regulatory region binding. The record is from RefSeq and is a predicted model, not a curated record. Lineage: Eukaryota; Viridiplantae; Streptophyta; Magnoliopsida; Proteales; Proteaceae. Gene Ontology annotation, cellular component: nucleus. The transcript is spliced from 2 exons. The coding region runs from base 227 to 1213 and encodes 328 amino acids.
UUGGCCACUAUCACUAGUGUGAUGUGUGUGACCUCUCUCUUUUCUCUUCCCUCUAAUGCUAAUGCUAGUGGUUACCUUUUCUUUUCUCUUUUGUCCCUCUUUUAUUAGACUUUCCAGUUACCAUCUCUUCAUCAUCUUCCUUCCAUUCAUUAAGCUUUCUUUCAAUUUGAAUAUCAUAUCAAUGUUAGCUGCAAACAGAUAGCUAGAUUUUAUAGAAUGGGGAGUGAUGGAGAAACAACCUAACCAAGUUACACUAUCUCUCCCCUCUAACAAUAACAUCAAGGAAGAGCCUUUCAGAAAAUCAUCUCUUCUUGCUUCUACUGCUUCUGCUGCUGCUGCUGGUGGUGGUGUUGAUAGAUUGAAAAGAGAUGAAUGGAGUGAAGGUGCCGUCUCAAGUCUCCUCGACGCCUAUGAAUCGAAAUGGGUUCUUCGAAAUCGAGCUAAGCUUAAAGGACAAGAUUGGGAAGAUGUGGCUCGUCAUGUCUCUGAAAGAGCCAACUCUAGUAAGACGGCCAAGACACAGACGCAGUGUAAGAACAAGAUUGAGUCCAUGAAGAAACGAUAUAGAUCGGAGUCAGCCACUGUAGAAACUUCCUCGUGGCCUCUUUUUCAUCGUCUUGAUCUCUUGCUUCGCGGUGGAGCUCAAACUCCUCGGUCCCCAUCUAAUCUUCCUCCUCCUCUUGUGCUACUUGAUCAACUACCUCCACCACCGUCACCAGCACCAGCUCCACCGGCACCACCACCUCAGCCUCCUCCUCCACCUCUUGGUAUCCAACAAGAUUCUCAUGAAUCCAACGGGGUUGAACUUGAAUCCAAGGAAGAUGGUGUUGGAGUGAAAUUAUUGGAGCAUGGAUCAGAUAAAACUCCCAUGGAGAUGGAUAGUAGCACACCACCAGUCUCUAAUGGGCAAAGGGAGAAGUUGAAGUCCAAGAAAAUGAAGAUGAGAAUGAAGAGAAAGAAAAGAAGAAUGGGAGGAGAUUGGGAGGUGGCCCAAAGUGUCAGGUGGUUGGCUGAGGUAGUAGUGAGGUCGGAGCAGGCAAGGAUGGAUACAAUGAAAGAACUAGAGAGAAUGAGAGCUGAAGUUGAGGCCAAGAAGGGAGAAAUGGAUCUCAAGAGAACAGAGAUUAUUGCAAACACUCAAUUGCAGAUUGCAAGGCUUCUGGCUGUUGAUGUCAAAGGCAUUGAUUCUUCAUUGAGGAUUGGAAGGAAUUGAAGACCAGUAGUGGUCAUUGAGUUUGUUCUAAUUCUUACAUCUGGUGUAUAUGUAAAAUAAAGGCAUUCCUACUGUCACAGUAUAUUUUUAUGUUUUGACUGGCUC